UGUAACCCAACAUAACAAGAAGAACCAUCGUACUAGUUUGUUAAUGUUUUGGUUCAUGGUGGACAUGUUGGGAUUAUAAGUUUUUUUUUUAUAUAUCUGGUCUCUCCAGUGUUUUAUUCAUAGUCUGCAGUUGGAGUGUCGUCUAAGAUGCCUCUCACCGAAGAAGAAAUCUCGAGAUUCAGGGUUGUGGACCUGAAGGCUAAACUAGCGUCCUUUGGCUUGCCUAACCAUGGUGGAAAGCCGGAACUGGUGGAUCGUCUUUACAAACAUUUGCAAAUUGUUGAUCCAGUUGAUGUUCGGAAGAUGAAUGAAGAUGGAGACGAUAAAUCAGGCAGGGAUAGAGGGGCUGAGCCCAGCCCAUCAGAAAACAAGGAUGGCAGUGUGGGUGGACCUGAUCCCCAGCAGGAUGAACAGAUGCAACAGGAAGAUAUGGUCAUGGAGGAAGAUGAUGAGCAGACUCAGAAUCAAGGCCAGAAUGAUCUUCUUAGGAAAGCUAGAGAACAAGAAGAGAUGAUAAGUCGCCAACGUCAGUUGGAAGAAGAACGUCUGAUGCAGCACAAAGUGCGAGAACAGCAAAGACUUCUUGAGCAGCAGCAGCAACAGAAACAGCAGGAAGAAUUGUAUCGUUUACAGCAAGCCGCCUUCAUGGAAAAACAAAGGGAAGAGCAAGAUAAGCAAGUCCAGCUCUUACGGCUACAAAGAGAGGCUUUAAAACAAAAGGAGGAAGAAAAUAUAAAACUACCAGCACCAGGUGGACCACCUGGUGUUUCAGCAGCUUCACCACGUGCCUCUGUUCCUCAGCCAGUGAGUUCUGGAGCAGCCAGUGUUGGUACUGUUCCUGUCCUGGGUCCCCCAGGGGUCAAAGCAUCUGUUGUUGUACCUCCAUCACCUUCAUUUGCUCCCAGGCCUCAAGUACCAAUUACUGUUGGUGGUCCAACAGGCUUUUCUAGCCCUACUUCUGUGCCCAGUGGAGGAUUACUUGGCCCAGGACCAGGAUCAUUACCAAAGCCAUCACCACCCUCACAGCAGUCACCCCUCAGACCACCACUGCUGCAGGCGUCCAGCCCUCGUAAUGCCACACCUAUGACUGGCCAACGUCCACCUGUAUCCAUGACAAACUCAACAAAUAGACCUGGUACAGGCCUCCUGGGUGCAGCUCCCACAGUAAUUGCUCCUCCAGGAGAGAGCCCAGAAAAGGGAGACAAGCCCCCACCUCUAAUGUCCUUGCAAGUUUCUGCCCCCAAAGAAGAGGCACAAAGAGAAGUGAAGCUCCCACAAGCACUGGAACAAGCUCUGGCAUUUAAAACAGAAAGAGCUAAACAGGUUGGUGUUAAUCCAGAAGACGUGGAGAAGGUAGAAAGAGAAGGGCUAGCCAGGAUGGAUGAGCUGGAAAAUCGGCCACCUCAGAUUCGAACCACAGUUUCCAUGACCAAAUCCCAAACAUCAUUUAUACCUCCAGUCUAUGAAGAAGAUGAUGAUGAAAUUCCAGAGGAACCUAGUCAGAAAAACAAACAGGAUAAGAAGAAAAAGAAGAAGAAGAAAAGAAAAGGUCGUCAUCAUUUCCAGGAAGAAAUGGACAGACAGAGAAAGGAGCAGAUGAAACGAGAAAAGAGUGAUGCAGAUGAUCCUAAUGUAGAAAUUGAGUAUAUCCAAGACUUGAUUGAACUGGAUAUAACAGAUCCUAACUAUCAUCAUUUUUCAAAGAUUUUUGAAGCAUUCAGAAUUGCUGAGCCAGAACCAAAACUUGAAGAGGAAAAGAUAAUGCCUAAAGUAGAGAUUCCUUUAGUAGAUAUUAAUAAAAAAAUUGGACCCAAAGUACCAGGCAUUCCACUUGAUGAUGAUGACGACGACGACGAUGAUGACGAUCUGAAGAAAGAUGAUGAUGAUAAACCAAAGCUAUCUAAAAGAAAAAUGAAACUUUUGAAACGCAUGAGCAUUGCAGAAUUGAAGCAGACAGUCAGUCGCCCAGAUGUAGUUGAAAUGCAUGAUGUAACAGCUAAGGAUCCAAAAUUACUUGUUCAUCUGAAAGCCACAAGAAACACCGUUCCUGUGCCACGCCAUUGGUGCUUCAAGCGAAAAUAUUUGCAAGGAAAACGUGGUAUUGAAAAACCACCCUUUGAGCUCCCUGAUUUCAUCAAGCGCACUGGCAUUAUGGAAAUGCGAGCAGCACUUCAGGAAAAGGAAGAUCAAAAAACACUUAAAGCUAAAAUGAGAGACAAAGUGAGGCCAAAAAUGGGCAAGAUUGAUAUUGAUUACCAAAAACUUCAUGAUGCCUUUUUCAAAUGGCAAACUAAACCUAAGAUGACAAUUCAUGGGGACCUUUAUUAUGAAGGUAAGGAGUUUGAGACAAAAAUGAAAGACAAGAAACCCGGAGAGAUGAGUGAUGACCUGAGAAUAGCUCUUGGUAUGCCUGUUGGAGCCAAUGCUCACAAAGUUCCUCCACCUUGGUUAAUUGCUAUGCAACGUUAUGGUCCUCCUCCAUCCUACCCAAAUUUGAAGAUACCAGGACUUAAUGCUCCUAUACCAGAAGGGUGUAGUUUUGGUUACCAUGCUGGUGGAUGGGGUAAGCCACCUGUUGACAAUAUGGGAAAGCCUAUUUACGGAGAUGUAUUUGGCACUCAAGGCAAGGACUUUGACACUCCUUUAACAGAAGAGGAGGUAGAGAGGACUCUUUGGGGAGAAUUAGAGAGUGAAAGUGAAGAGGAAUCUGAAGAAGAGAGUGAAGAUGAAUCAGAUGAAGAUGUAAGUGGGCUUGUAACUCCUGGGGAAACUGGUCUUGUCACUCCUUCUGGCAUUAGUUCACUACCAGCAGGUCUUGAGACACCUGACAUGAUUGAAUUGAGGAAGAAACGAAUGGAAACAGAAAUGGAAGGGGGUGACACUCCUGCUCUGUAUACAAUUCUACCUGAGAAGCGGACAGAGACCAUGGGGCGAGCAAUGAUGGGUUCAACACACACCUACGAUAUUGGUGCAGCUGCAGCUAGUGGUAUUGCUAGCAGGUCAGCCACACAGGGAGUGGAAGUGGCCCUUGAUCCCUCUGAGCUUGAUCUUGUAGAUACAGAUGCCAUGGCUGCACGUUAUGAAGCUACACUUAGAGAACAACAGAAAGGAGAAGAAGAGGAUUUCUCUGAUAUGGUAGCUGAGCAUGCAGCUAAACAACGUAAUAAAAGACGAAAGCAACAACAAGAUCAGAAUAAACCAACUAAAAAGUAUAAGGACUUCAAGUUCUAGAAGAAGCUAAGCAGUACUGUAAUUGCCUAGAAUAAAACUUCAUAUAAGGCAAGGUACAGUAUGAUACAGGUAGGGUAAAUGCAAUUGUAGUUAAAAAAUACAAAAAAAUUGCUCUGAGAGUUAUUUUCAAGACUAAUGUUUAGUGUGUUGAUGUAUGGAGCAUAAUGAUCUUGCAACUGAUGUUGCAUGUCAUUUGGUUUUUAGUCAUUAAAUUUCAACUUAAUGUA
Cherax quadricarinatus is the source of this 3458-nucleotide messenger RNA. The record is from RefSeq and is a predicted model, not a curated record. NCBI's taxonomy places the organism in Eukaryota, Metazoa, Arthropoda, Malacostraca, Decapoda, Parastacidae.